AUGGGGUUGUUUACCUACGCAAGACAGAUUUCACGUGCUGUGUAUGCUUGCAAAAUGCCGGCAAAACACUUUUCCACCCAAAAAGUUAGAAUGGCUCCACUUAUACCGCUCCAGUCCUCAAAUUUCCUGAUAAGUACACCUUUUAAUUGCAAUUCAUUUUCAAUAUCAGGGUCUUCUUUAAUCGACUCUGGCGAAGAUGAUGAAGAGAAGGCUGUUGAAUCGAGUAUUUCAAACCUUGAUACUGGAAAUACACAAGCAAUGAAGCGAAGUUAA
Blepharisma stoltei is the source of this 273-nucleotide messenger RNA. Lineage: Eukaryota; Ciliophora; Heterotrichea; Heterotrichida; Blepharismidae. The record is from the annotation of a GenBank genome assembly.